Messenger RNA from Elaeis guineensis (African oil palm), 1302 nucleotides. Its product is annotated as disease resistance protein RGA2-like. NCBI's taxonomy places the organism in Eukaryota, Viridiplantae, Streptophyta, Magnoliopsida, Arecales, Arecaceae. Gene Ontology annotation, molecular function: ADP binding. The record is from RefSeq and is a predicted model, not a curated record.
AUGGCAUUCUAUGAAGAGAUGGUUUAUGUUUUCAUCUAUAGAGUUGCAGAGGGGGCAGUAAUCAGGUGCAGGAAAGUUUCUCUUUCGAAGAUUGUCCGCUGUGAGCAAUCUGUUGUGAUAUGCAAGCCAGAUGAAGAUCUUAAUUUUUGCAGGCAUGACGUGGUUGCGUUGCAUUUGGGGGACCAGCAUGAUCUGUUCACUCGUGUCAAGACGAUGGUGGAGGAUGUGAAAGUUAGACUUCCUCGUAUCCGAGCCAUGAUCCAAGCAGCUGAGGGGAGGCCGAUCAGGGACCCAGCUCUGGCCACAUGGCUGAGGGAACUCAAAGAUGCUGCCUACGAGGCCAACGAUGAUGUGCUGGAUGAGCUUGAAUUCAAGGAGCUUCAUGACAAGCUGCACAACCAGAGCAAGGUGAGUGACUUUGCAUCCUCUGCUGUUAAGCUUCUCAAGCAUUUUAUGAUGUUCGACGAUGACCUCAAAAGCUUGAAGAAUCUUAUGGAAAAUCUUGACAAGAUUUGUACUCAUAUUAAUUGCAAAGAAGAACAACUAAAGGACUACAACUUAAGGCAGAAGAGCGUGACCAGAGAGACCAGCUCGAUUGUCCAGGAUAUUGUGUUUGGAAGAGACCAAGAGAGAGACAUGAUGUUAGAUGUGUUGUUCACGUGUGGGACUGGGACUGGUAGCUACCCGAGUCCUGGUGUUCUUCCUAUGGUAGGCAUCGGGGGUGUUGGCAAGACUACUCUGGCUCAACUUAUUUAUAAUGAUGAAAGAGUAGUAAGGCAUUUUGAGCGGAGGAGGUGGGUCUAUGUGUCUGACAAUUUUGUUGUAAAGCGGAUCGCUAAAGAGCUGGUAUAUUCCUCGACAGAUGAUCGGAUCUCCCACGAUAUUAGUUUGGAUGGCAUUCUAGUGAAACUUGGAGAUGCUACAAGCAACAACAGGUUUUUGUUCGUUGUUGAUGAUGUGUGGGAUGAGACAGGUAGCAAGUGGAAAGAACUCCGUGGUGUCUUAACAUCUGGAGCGAAAGGAAGUAUGGUCCUGGUGACAACUCAAAGUCCAGUUGUAGCAGAAGUCAUGGGCACGAUGGACCCGGUAGUAUUGAAGAGCCUACAGGAAGAUGACCACUGGAGAGUUUUCGAACGUAGUGCAUUCGGUGAAAACAUUCUCGAGGAAGAGCGAAGGGGAAAAUUGCAAAAAAUAGGAAGGAAAAUAUCUGAAAAACUACAUGGUUUACCUCUAGCUGGAAAGGUACUGGGAAGUUUAUUGAAGUCCAAACUAGAUGAGGAAUACUGGAAGCUGAUCUUAUAA